GAUGAAUGUCACGUCUUCAGCCUUGUCCGUCUCGCCUGUUUUCUAGUGUAGACAAGGCUGCCUCAGAUACGCUACUGCGACUCCGCACGAGUAUCUGGUAUUUCGCCUACACUACCCUGAAGAAAUUCGUUGCGAAUAAACCUCACUGAGACCGCGAAAGAAAAGGCCAAACGAACAUGGUCGUUCUAACGACCACACCGCGCAUCCUGGCGGCGGUGGCCACCCUUCCUGCAUCGACCCUUUCGUCUCUCAAUCUUGACCUCGACUCGAUACCUUCGACGCCCGGAGCACCGAUCGAGCACGCAACGCUCCUCGCCAUCUCGAAAGCCACGCGCUCUAGUCUGAACUCUCUCCUGCGUGGGACAAAGGUGUACACGCCGCCGCCUGCCCCGAAACCCGAACACACACCAGAAUACGUCGCCCUGAUGGCCCGACUGCGCAAGGAAGAGGAGCGAAGGGAAUACGCCCAACUCGUGUCGAGAAAGCCUGUAGACCUCAUCGACGGAGACACGGGCGACGACGAAAAAGAUGACAUAUCGCCUUCAUUAGUCUUCAACAUCCUUCUCAGCAUCGUCCUGUGUGCGGGCACAAUGUUCUACCUGACCCGUUGGUGGGCAAACGAUGGCCUGCGGGUCUUGGCCUCUCUGUCUACGGGCUUGCUGGUCGGCGUGGCAGAGGUCACGGUGUACGCUGGCUACUUGAGGAAAGUGAAACAAAGUAGAGAUAAAGAGCGGAGCAAGCGAGAGACGAAACAGUUCAUUGGCGAGUAUACCGGAGAACCGGCGGAACCCAUUGACCACAUGGCCUCGGUGGACAAGCAGGAGAUCUGGGGUCGAGGAAUCAACGGCGGAAUGAGACGACGAGUCAGGGAGAAAUGGGAAAAGGAGCGAGAAUCUGAAAAUUGAAACGACAACAUGGAAUUCAUAAAGAGUAAUAUAUCCCGGAAGGAUACCUCAUAAUCUC
This is a messenger RNA of Exophiala oligosperma, 963 nucleotides long. RefSeq lists its product as uncharacterized. The transcript has a single exon. Gene Ontology annotation, biological process: vacuolar proton-transporting V-type ATPase complex assembly. The record is from RefSeq and is a predicted model, not a curated record. Gene Ontology annotation, cellular component: endomembrane system. NCBI's taxonomy places the organism in Eukaryota, Fungi, Ascomycota, Eurotiomycetes, Chaetothyriales, Herpotrichiellaceae. The coding region runs from base 177 to 905 and encodes 242 amino acids.